AAUUUGGAACCGAUAGAGUAGUAGUUCAUUCUGUGCGUGAGAAAAAUGUUCAUUCUGUGCGUGGUUUACAAUUUACGCGCCAGACCGAACGAGAGAGGGCUAAAGUUUGAAAGUGAGCCGGCAUAACUUCAGAUCGUAGAUUCAGGCUUGGAUUUAAAAUUUAUAUGUUAAAUUAUAGUGGUUUAAAAUUUCAUAUUUCAUUUAAAAUUAAAAUAAAACAAAUCAUCGAAAUAUUAUCAAUGAAAUCGUACAUUCAUGAAUUUGUUGACUAGAAAUACCCAACGUCAUGAAUCUUGGAUUCAGAGCUUAUAUUUUGAAUGUUUUCCAAAACGUAAUAUUUCAAAUUAAGUUUGGACAUACUACUAGUAUUUGUUUUGUGGAGAAGGAGAAAUGUUGAUUUCUUGAGAGUUGAGACGAGGAAGAAGAGCAAGCGGAUAAACCACCUGUGCUAAAACCCUCAUCGCCGCGCCGCCGCCUCCGCCUCUGCUCCGCCGCUCCCAACCCUGCGCGGCGGGCGGCGGUGAGCCGGUCUGCUCUUCCCUCUACCGGCCGCCCACGCUGCUCCUCACGGCGCUCUCGAUUCCUGGUUCCUCUCCCCGUGGGCCUCCAUGUCUUUGACCACCGUUUCUUUCUCAUACCCCGCCAAGCCGCUUCCCAAAUGGCCGUGCACGCUGCCUAAGCCGCCGCCGAGGGCUCGCUGCCGUUUUGUGGUGCGGGCGGACGUCAAGGUGAUCUCUUCCGGUGAGGCCUGCCGCCGUGGGCUCGCCGCCGGCAUCGACAAGCUCGCCGACGCCGUCGCGGUCACUCUAGGCCCCAAAGGCAGGAAUGUUGUUAUUGACCAAGACGAUGUUCCUAAAGUAAUCAAUGAUGGUAUCACAAUUGCCAAGGCUAUAGAGCUCCCAAAUGCUGUUGAGCACGCAGGUGCCAUGUUACUUCAAGAGAUAGCAUCCAAGACGAAUAGUUCUGUUGGCGAUGGAACAACAACUGCUAUUAUUUUGGCAAGAGAAAUUAUCAAUCUUGGGUUGUUGGCAGUAGCCACUGGUGCUAACCCAGUUGCCCUGAGAAAGGGUAUUGACAAAGCUGUUCAUGAACUUAUUGGGAUCUUGAAGACUAAAUGUAUCCCUGUAAGUACAAAGGAGGACAUAAAAGCUGUUGCUUCAAUAUCAGCUGGCAAUGAUGAAUAUGUUGGCGAUCUCAUUGCUGAUGCAUUGGAGAAGAUAGGUCCUGAUGGAAUAAUUAAAAUUGAGUCCUCAUCUUCAAUAUAUACUUCAGUUGAGGUGCAAGAAGGAAUGAAGAUAGACAAAGGUUAUAUCUCUCCACAUUUCAUCACAAAUCAAGACAAAGCAAUUGUUGAAUUUGAAAAUGCUAGGGUACUUUUAACUGAUCAGCGGGUGGAUGAUGUCCAAGAGAUACUUCCUUUGCUAGAGAAGACCACACAGUUGAGUGUCCCUUUGUUGAUUAUUGCGGAGGAUGUUUCACAUACGGUGUAUUCAACUCUUGUUCUUAACAAACUGAAUGGACUGCUAAAUGUUGCUGUUGUUAAAUGUCCUGGUUUGGGAGAUGAAAAGAAGGCUAUUCUCCAAGAUAUUGCUAUUAUGACAGGUGCAGAUUUCUUUGCUAGUGACCUUGGCUGGUGUCUUCAAGGUGCUACUUCUGAUCAGCUAGGUAUGGCUCAGAAGAUCACUAUAACAAGUGAUACUACUACUAUCAUUGCACAUCCUUCGAUGAGACCAGAAAUUGAGGCCAGAAUUCAGCAACUUAAGAAAGAUCUAGAGGAGACAACAAGUGCCUAUCUAAAAGAAAGGUUUUCAUCUCGUAUCGCUAAACUCUCAAGAGGUAUUGCAGUUAUCAAGGUUGGUGCAGCUACUGAAGCUGAACUCGAGGAUAGGAAACUGAGAGCGGAGGAUGCAAAAAAUGCAACCUUUGCAGCCAUUAGCGAAGGCAUAACUCCUGGAGGUGGUGUGACGUAUGUUCAAUUAUCAAAGUAUAUUCCCAGUAUCAUGGAUCUUGUAGAUGACUCUGAAGAGAAGAUUGGUGUAAAUAUAGUUGGGAAGGCACUUCUCGUCCCUGCUAUGACGAUAGCUCGCAAUGCUGGGGCAGAUGGUCCAGCUGUUGUAGAGAAGCUUCUUGCGAGUGAAUGGCGAGUUGGAUACAAUGCAAUGACUGACAAAUUUGAAGACCUUGUUGAUGCUGGUGUGGUAGACCCAUGCAGGGUUGCAAGAUGUGUGCUUCAAAACUCUGCCUCUAUUGCAGGACUUAUUUUAAUGACGCAAGCUAUGAUGUUCGACAAAAUAAAGAAGAAAAAGUCCACCAUUCCUCAAAUUCCUGGCAUCCCACCAUUGCAGAUAAAUCAAAAUGCUUAGAUUUGAACUAGUAACUUACUGUCAUUGAAGAAAGGUCCAUGAUGCAAGGCCUUUGUUUGAUCGGUUAGAUGAGUUGAACCAAGAAUUGGAAGUGGAGCCUCUGAGCAGAUCAUCAGCUGGAGCCACUGGGUACGAUAACGGAGGAAAAGAUCUACUUCUAUGGUUCAGAUAUCAGUAACUUAAAACUAACUGUAUACUAGUCAGCAAAAUGUCUCCAUAUCCCUCUUCUCUCUUUUCCCUUGGAGGUGCAAGGAGCAUUUUUUUUCCUUCACAAUUUUGUAACGUAGAAGAUAGGAUUACUAAUCCAUUGCAGAUCCCAAAAUGUUGAACGUGCUAGUUUUAUUGUACUUUUAUAUCUUCAUGAAUGUGCAUGAUGAUUUGCUUGAUACUACUUUGAUUAAA
Messenger RNA from Oryza sativa Japonica Group (Japanese rice), 2765 nucleotides. RefSeq names its product ruBisCO large subunit-binding protein subunit alpha. The record is from RefSeq and is a predicted model, not a curated record. Gene Ontology annotation, molecular function: ATP-dependent protein folding chaperone; ATP binding. Lineage: Eukaryota; Viridiplantae; Streptophyta; Magnoliopsida; Poales; Poaceae. Gene Ontology annotation, biological process: protein refolding.